Pygocentrus nattereri (red-bellied piranha) is the source of this 2131-nucleotide messenger RNA. It is a transcript of the gene pla2g7, whose product is annotated as phospholipase A2, group VII (platelet-activating factor acetylhydrolase, plasma). Lineage: Eukaryota; Metazoa; Chordata; Actinopteri; Characiformes; Serrasalmidae. The transcript has 11 exons. Bases 106 to 1425 code for a protein of 439 amino acids. Gene Ontology annotation, molecular function: 1-alkyl-2-acetylglycerophosphocholine esterase activity. The record is from RefSeq and is a predicted model, not a curated record.
ACUGCACCGGAACUAUGGCAGGGCAGCUAUGUGGUGGUGUAACCAGCUUGUGUGAGCUGUUGGGCAGGACAGAGCCGAGUUUCACUCUGACUGCAGCCCGGGUCUAUGUUUAAUUUUGGUAGGCUUGUACAGGAGUCAGUGGUCAAGAAGAUUUAUGAGUGGUCGCGCUUAGUAUCAGGGUUGAAGGGGAGCCAUCAAUCAUCUGUUGCAAUGGGGAACGCCAGCUGCCAUAACAACCACUUGGGAAUACCUGCGGGAAAAGGGCCACAUCAAGUGGGAUGUGCAGACUUAAUGGUGGGCCACACGGUACAGGGAACUUUCUUCAGGUUAUACUAUCCGUGCCAAACUUCCGAGGCUUCCGAAAAGCCGGACUGGAUUCCAUGCAGGGAAUACUUCAACGGCCUCGCAGACUUCAUGAAAAUGAGCAGAACGCUGAGCGAACGGAUUUUCAACUACCUCUUUGGGUCGUACAAAAUCCCUGCAGCGUGGAACGCGUCUUUUAAGCCAGAUGAUAAAUACCCAGUAGUCAUCUUCUCUCAUGGGCUGGGAGCUUUCAGGACAUUGUAUUCAGCCAUAUGUGCAGAGCUGGCCUCACAGGGCUUUGUUGUCGCUGCAGUGGAACACAGGGAUGAGUCAGCCUCUGCAACAUUCUACUACCAGGAGAACAAUGAGGCAGAACAAAGGCCUCAUGCAGUGCAUCAAAAUUUCCGGCCCAUCUCCAACAACCUGGAGGAAGAGUGGAUGUACUACAGAGCGCUGAAACCAGGCGAGCUUGAAUUUCCUCUAAGAAACAGACAGGUGAAACAAAGAGCAGAUGAAUGCAUCAGAGCUUUGAACCUGCUUAUUGACAUCAACGCAGGGAAGUCUGUGGAAAAUGUCUUGCAGUCCACAUUUGACUGGACAACGUUAGAGAACUGUAUGGACCUGUGCAGAAUAGCAAUUAUGGGUCAUUCCUUCGGUGGGGCCACAGUGAUUGAGUGUUUGUGCAAGGAAGUCAAAUUCAAAUGUGGCAUCGCACUGGAUACCUGGAUGUUUCCCCUUGAUGAGGAGAUUUUUCCAAGUGUGAAACAGCCAAUUUUUUUUAUCAACUCUGAGAAGUUUCAGUGGGCUGGGAAUAUCAUUCGCAUGAAGAAGCUGGACUCUGCAGUGAUUCCACGGAAAAUGAUAACAAUCAAAGGGACAGUCCAUCAGAGCUUCCCCGAUUUCACCUUUCUAACUGGUAACUGGAUUGGGAAGAUCCUGAAGCUGAAGGGAGAAAUCGAUCCUCAUGUAGCAAUGGAUCUUUGCAACCGAUCAUCAUUAGCAUUCCUACAGCGCCACUUAUCUCUAGAGAGGGAUUUCAAUCAGUGGGAUCCUUUAAUAGAGGGAAAAGAUGACAACCUGAUUCCAGGCACCAAUAUCACCAUACCUCAGUCAUCAAUGUAACCCAUGAGCACAGUGCUUCAUUUUGUGGCUCAUAUUACUGUUACCAACUAGAAAAGAGUGAACAAGAUGUUUAAAUGUACAGUCGAAGAAGAAAUGUACAGUAUUUUGCCACUAUUAAUUGAUGUACUAAAUUUUCAAUUCAGAUUUAUAGUGAGUUAUUUUUAACUGCUGCAUGAUUGAAUUUCUAGAAUUGAGCCAAGUCAGAAAUAUUACAAAUGAUGAAUGAAAACUUAAUUUGAGGGGGGUGGGUGAUUUUUUUUUAAAUUAAUUUAUUUUUUAAUAGUAGUACAUCAACUUCUCUCUGCCUCUUGUGCCUUGUUUCUACAGUUACAUUUAGCAGUACUGCCUUUUUUAAUACUGGGAAUCACAUGGUCAAUAUCAAUCGGGUGUCACUGCUAAAUGAAGGGAUCUCUUUGGAGAGCAAUAUAUACAUAUACACUUACACACACACACACACACACACAAUUAAUUAAUUACCUCAGUAUCUGAGUUAAUCAUUGAUCAGAGCCUUUUCUAUCAAACAAGCAUGUACAUUUGUUGGUAGUCAGUUUUAAGCAUGUGUCAAGUUUAUCUGGGUGAUCCAUCAUGAUUUCUGAAGUUUUUAAUGCGCUUUAAAGCAGUCAGUACAAAGUUUUUAACACUACAAAAUGCCUUCCUAUAUUAAUGUAUGUUGCUAUAAUAAAAGUGAAAAACAAUAUCUGGUGAA